This is a messenger RNA of Paramuricea clavata, 1562 nucleotides long. The record is from the annotation of a GenBank genome assembly. NCBI's taxonomy places the organism in Eukaryota, Metazoa, Cnidaria, Anthozoa, Malacalcyonacea, Plexauridae.
AAACGAGGAGUAAUGAACGUCAAUGGAACAUUACCAUACUUCCCCUACAGAGAUGAUGGAUUACUUAUUUGGAAUAAAGUUGGAAAACUUGCCAAGGAAUACGUAAACCUGUAAGCAACUAAAUAGUCAAUGUACACUUUGAAACUUUAUAACCGAUUUUAGUCAAACUUUCAAGCCCCAGUCAAACGAGAAUGAGAGUUGAUUAACCUCGUACCCAGGCUCGUUCAACUACGUUUGAUGAUGGUUACAACUAUGUUUUAACUUCAAUAAAAUACAUAAUAGUGUUGGGAAAGCAUCAUAAAACAGCUAACCACGGUCUCGAGAUUGCCAACUCUCCUGCACUAUCAUCCUCGUUUGAUUCGGGCAGUUUAGCUAUAAAAAUAAUUUCAUAAUAAGUUGAAAAAGAAAAUAUAAAGCGUUAAUUUAGUUACAUUUAUUGUUUUUUAGGUAUUAUACUAAAGCUCCUGAAAUAGAUAUAUCUGUCAAGUUUGAAUCUCUUAAAAUACCAUUAAUAUCUGCUCCGAUUUCCAUUAUAACUGACAUCGAAUUGCAAAGCUUUGCUUUGCAGUUAAACGUGACAAAUAUUGGACCAAUACCAUGUGGAAGGGUACGUCUGGCUGAUAUUUUUCCUUUUUUUUAAGUUAGGCUAAUGUUUUCCAGGAGUUAUUUAAGUAAGAUUCAAAUCAUAAACAAUACGUUGAAAUUAGUUUAACGCAGUCGCGAUGAGUUCUUGCCAUCCGGUCUAUUAAAAGCACAACUGACAUAAGGCAUGACCUUUGAGGCAUGACCUAAAAUUACAAAAAGUGACGAGACAUGCCUUUUAUUAUAAAAUUAGCCUUUCUCACUCCGCCAUUUUUGAGUGGCUUUCCAGCCGACGUCUGCGAGAUAAGUCUACAUAACAGCGACUUUUUAUAAUUUUUUGGACCAAUGAUUGGUAAAUUUGCUUUGUAAAUUGUUAGUUUAUUUUGAAAAAUUGCUUUUCACCUUGUUUUAAUUGUCUGUAUUGGUUAACGAGACUGAAUUAGAUGCCACCCAAAAAUGGCGGACAUUCGUCAACGUGAGAAAAGCUAUUUGGCAUAACUUGAUGUUAUUCGGCAAUUUACAAUUGCCCGACUGCAUGAUACCUUAGUUAUAGCUACAGCCCGCGUGUUAAACUAAACGCUUCUGUGGAGGAGAGAGUUCCAAUAUCUAGAAUAGGAGAACAUAUUUGCUCUGCUCAUAUAGUAGCUUCCUUUAUGUCGUUUUAAAUCUUACUAUUAAAGUUUGAUAAAUAAUAUUAAUUUAGCACGUUACGAUUUGUUAAUUUUUUCAAUAUUAUCAAUUGCCAAGAGAGGACUAAAGUUAUUUCUUUUCAGUUUAAAGAUUUUCCGUGGGCGAUUACAACACAUGAGCAACUUGUUGACAUCGUGAAACGAAUCCUGUUCAUUCCCAUUCAGCACAGUGCUAUCAACUACCCAGUGUCUUACUAUGGAGCGUCUACAGCCAACAUGCCAACCAAGCUUUAUUAUCCUGACACACAGGAUUUCAGCAUUCAUAAUUUGCCAAUUUAUAACAUUGCUUCG